Messenger RNA from Siniperca chuatsi (mandarin fish), 5046 nucleotides. It is a transcript of the gene gdap1l1, whose product is annotated as ganglioside induced differentiation associated protein 1-like 1. The record is from RefSeq and is a predicted model, not a curated record. NCBI's taxonomy places the organism in Eukaryota, Metazoa, Chordata, Actinopteri, Centrarchiformes, Sinipercidae. The transcript is spliced from 6 exons. Bases 470 to 1570 code for a protein of 366 amino acids.
UGUUUGUUUCUUUAUCCAGUACAAUGUACACAAUGUAGAUCAACCCUGCCACCGGCCCUGUAGUCUUCAGCCUCCGUGCCCUUACACGGAGCCGCUUGACCUUCCACUGAAACGCUCCCUCCGCGGGUUUCCACCGCGCAUGUUUGUGCGUAGCUCAUCAUGUGAUGUGAUACGGUUACACGCUGAUUUAACUGUAAGUGCAGCAGCAUGCUCGAGUAAGUGCCUAUCUGCAUAUGGAUCAGGCUUUUUGUUUUCAUUCGGAGGUGAAGCUGAUUUCAGCACCGGAGCUGUCCCAAACUGACGGAUGCUGCUGCCGCGUGAACCGAUGAUGCUGAGCUCGAGCUGCUGAAAUCCUCUCUCUCUCUCUCUCUCAUCUUCUCUCUCUCUCUCUCUCUCUCUCUCUCUCUCUCUCUCUCUCCUCUCCUCUCCCUCCUCGCUCCUCUCCUCCACACGCACAAAACGCUCUGUCAUGGCGUCUUCCAACCAUGUUACCCCCACCAACUGUAGCUGGUGGCCCAUCUCAGCCAUGGAUGAAGACGGAAAAAUCACAGACGGGGAGGAGUGCGAAGAACCGACGGCAGAGCUCAAACCCUUCAAUAAAGACAGGCUCGUUUUGUACCACUGGACGCAGUCUUUCACCUCCCAAAAGGUACGUCUAGUCAUUAAUGAGAAGGGUCUGGUCUGUGAGGAGAGGGAUGUGAGCUUGCCGCUGCAGGAGCACAAGGAGCCCUGGUUCAUGAGGCUGAACCUGGGGGAGGAGGUGCCCGUCUUCCUCCACGGGGACACCAUCAUCAGCGACUACAACCAGAUUAUAGAUUACCUGGAGAAAAACUUUGUGGGAGACACGGUGGCGCAGCUGAUUCCUGAUGCAGAGUCGCCUCUCCACGAGCGUGUGCAGCAGUACCGUCAGCUACUGGAUGGUCUGCCCAUGGACGCUUACACACACGGCUGCAUCCUCCAUCCAGAGCUCACCACCGACUCUAUGAUCCCAAAGUACGCCACCGCAGAAAUACGUAGACACCUGGCCAACGCUGCGACGGAGCUGAUGAAGUUGGACCAUGAGGAGCCUCAGCUGACAGAACCGUACCUGUCCAAGCAGAAGAAGCUCAUGGCAAAAAUCUUGGACCACGAUAAUGUGAACUACCUGAAGAAAAUUCUGGGGGAGUUAGCCAUGGUUCUAGAUCAAGUGGAGGCUGAACUGGAGAAAAGAAAACUAGAGUAUCAAGGUCAAAAGUGUGAGUUGUGGCUAUGUGGACCUGAAUUUACACUAGCUGAUGUCUGCCUCGGAGCCUUAUUGCACAGGCUCAAGUUCUUGGGACUUUCUAAGAAAUACUGGGAGGAUGGCAGCCGACCCAACCUGCAGUCCUUUUUUGUGCGUGUGCAAAAACGCUACGCUUUCCGCAAGGUCUUGGGCGACAUCCACACGACCCUUCUGUCGGCGGUCCUACCCAACGCCUUCCGGAUGGUAAAAAAGAAGCCGCCGUCCUUCUUCGGGGCCUCUUUUCUCAUGGGCUCGCUGGGAGGGAUGGGCUACUUUGCCUACUGGUAUUUAAAAAAGAAAUACAUGUAGUGAAUGCCCUCUUGUUGUGUUAAAUGUCUGUGUAUUUGUGUGAUGUUUCAACUUUUCUGUAAUGUUUUAUGACUGCAGGAAAACAUAAUGAAUCUAUAUAGAGAACACUAUUACUUACCUGGGUGAACAAAGAAUAUUAAAACAUUCCAUAAUAAGAAAUUCUUGACAGCACAUUUUCUGGUAAUCGAGGCCUUCAUCGAGUUUAAUUUCCGGCAACUUGCAGCUCUUGUGCUGGCAAGUCCUUGUUUAUCUUUUGUUGGAGGCAUGCAUUGGGUCCACUUGUACUGAAAACUUAAAAGUAGAAACCCAGAUAAAAGGUUAAACACAGUAACACCAACAGGGGUUAACUGACCUUCGCAUGCCACUAUUAUCGUCAUUACUCAUACCUGCUCUUCACUCCUCCAUCAGCCUGAGGUUUAACCAGUAAAACCACAGGAAAAUGUACAUUACAAAUACUUUCUGAUAAGUGCUGUGCUGCCAGAAACUGCCACAUGAAAUGAUGAAAGGAUGGAGGCAAACUUUAAGGGAAUAGUUAGACAUUUUGGGAAAUAUGGUUAUUCAUGUUCCUGCAGAGACUUAGAUGUUUAGAUCGAUACCACUCUCAUGUCUGUGCGUUAAAUAUGAAGCUACAGCCAGGAGACUGUUAGCUUAGCUUAGCUUAGCGAAAAGGCUGGAAACAGGGGGAAACAGCUAGCCUGGCUCUGUCCGAAGGUAAAAAAAAUCCACCUACCAGCACCUAAAUAACAUGUUACAGUAUAUCUCGGUUGUUUAAACUGUAAAAAAACUGAAGUGAAAUCUUUGGAAUAACCCAGAAGGUUGUUUAACAAGACUCACUGCUGUUCUGAAGUUAUCAUGUCUGUAUGCUAAAUAUGAAGCUAGAGCUAGCAGCUGGUUAGCUAAGCUUAGCAUUAAGACUGGAAACAAGGGGAAACAGCUAGCCCUAGUUUGCUCCAAGUAUUUCCACAAUGCUCUUUUAACCAUCUGGAUGAAAAAAAUGUUGCACGAUAAAAAAUAUUUUUAACCCGCUGUGACUGUAUUUUCUAAUCCAGGUGGCCAGAAAAGACACAUGUCCUUGCUCUGUUUGUAAAACACAAAAUACUAAUGCAUUAUUUUGUAUGAAAAUAUAAAAUACUGGAAAGAAACAUCAACAUAUACCAAUGCAACUGAUAUUUUUAGACAUUGAGCAAGGAGAUUCCGGCUAUCUUUGUUUGGAUUAGGAAACAGGUGCAACUUGAAAAGCAGAUUAUAAAUAUUAAAUUUUUUGUGCAGAAAACAGAAUAUUUCUUUUAUCCAGAUGGUUAGAAGAGUCUUUGAGGAUUCUGGAAAUUUCUUGGUUUUAAUUAAUGACAUUCUUCAUUUUUCAAAGAUUGCCUGGUAUAUUUUCCAGAAAAGCGGAUGCUUAGUGCUGUAAUGGUAAUACAUGACACAAAUUGGGGCUAGCUGUUUCCCCGUUUCCAGUCUUUAUGCUAAGCUAAACUAACAAGCUGCUGACUGUAGCAUAAUAUUUAACAGAUAAGAGAGUGGUAUCGAUCUUAUCAUCUGACUCUUGGCAAGAAUAUGAAUAAGUGCAUUUCCCUAAAUGUCUAACUAUUCCUUUAACUAACUGUGCACCCUACACACACAAUAAAACACAGAGACACUCGUGCGCUCAGUUUAUUUAGAGCACCACAGAUCACGCAGCACACACACUGGUCCACUCUCACUCUCUUUGCCGCUGAGCAGGAGCUCAGAUGUUACAAAACUUGGGUGUUUGAAAAGUUACACUUGGCUGAACUGGUAGUGAAAUUGUAAAUUCUGCAUCUAUGGCACAAUAGUGUUGCAUUAGCUUUUAGGAUGUAUAUUUCAUUGCAUGGGUACUUUCUUAUUGUGUAAGCGUUUCGUGAUGGGUGGACACUGAGGGUUUUGUGUCGCCCAGAAGCAGAAUUUAUGAUCACUACGGAACAUCAAAAAACCACAUUUCUCUAAAUGUUCUGUUGCUACUUGUAACCUUUGAAGCACCUGCACUGUACAGUGUGUUGGAGAUGGUCCCUCAGCAAUACUGAGCAAGGAAAAUCACUGGAUUUCUACUGCGGCUUGUUUGUCACCGACUCCUUCUGACAGACGCAAGAUUGUUUUUACAGAUAGAUAUUUUUAAUUAUACAUCGUCUCAUUUAUUUUACCGUGCUGAAUUUUUAAUGAGCUCAAAGGUUAAAUAAGGGGAACAGGGGAGGAGAAGCUGACUGAAGGCUUAAAGGAGUAUGACGAGGAAAAAGAAAAAGCCUUUCCUCCCGGCGAGCCUUGCCAGCUGUCUUGUUGUUUGUUGAUGCGGUGUACUUUUCUCGCUCCAUACUCACCCUUAAUGGGAGCCUUUCUGUUUUUUCUUAGUCAAACCUCCAGGGUUUAACAUGUUAUAAUUCUGCUCCUGAACCGUGCACCCUUUAAGUUGAACUCAUUAUGUGAGAUACUGGCUGGAGUCGUAAGCUGCUUUUGGUUUUAUGGCUGGUUAUACAGACAUUCUUGCAGUAAGGACUCACAGUGCAGUGUUUCUUUCCAUCAUUAAGGAGGAUAACUGUCAAGCCUGGGAUAAUGAAGAUAACUUAUGUGGGUUUUUCAGUUAGGAUGCUCCCUGUUUUCUUCUGCUACAGGAACUCGUCUCUGCAGGCGGUGAUUAACAGCACGCUGCAGCUGUGGCAGAAAAUGUUGAACCAAAGACGAUGAUCAAUGCUCCUUUAAUGGCAGCAUCUCCUUGCUGUGUCACAUCUGAUAAUAAAUCUGAUUUUCAUUCAGAAAACAGAAGUGUAGAAGCUGUAGUUCAUUGUGUUAUUGUGUCAUGUAUGAUAUGGAGAGCGCAGUUCAGCCAUAUACACUUAACUGUUUGGAACUAAUCCUUUAUGCCUGGAAAGACAUUUGACAGAUAUGCAUUAAAGGAAACAGGGAGAUUACUUGUUUUCAAACUGUUCUUGCAUGAGCAGCAGUAAUUAAAUGGCACAAAAAAGAAGAUUUAAAAAUAGAUAUCUGAAUUUUUCCAAGUUUUGAAGCAAGCAAGAGGACACAAAAGUGUAAAGUACUAUUUCCUGUUGUGAUUUAAUCAUAAAACUCACUUAAUUGUUAUUUAUGUGCUCAAACAUUCACUUAUUUUGUUAAUUGACAAACAGCAGAUAAAAAUGUGGGGGAGGAAACGUCAAGAAACUUCAUAACCAGCCAAUCAUUGUGAACGCUUGGUACAUUUUGAUUACUGCGAGCACACCUGUUAUGACACCACUGCUUCUUCUGACUGAAAUCAUGCUACCUGAGGGGGAACACGCAAAGAGUUCAAGUCGAGAAAUCCUAGUUGUGAUUUGUGGCCAUUAUAUUUCACAAUAGUAUUUUUUUAUUUUUUACUUUUUAUUUUUUAUAUUUCUAUAUAUGCAUUUAUUUAUGGUGCUUUUUACGAUGUUUGUUCAUAAGCCUUAAUUUAUUCAGUUGCCAUCAAUGACAAAUAAAUAAUGAAAAAGGAA